This is a messenger RNA of Astyanax mexicanus (Mexican tetra), 2379 nucleotides long. Its product is annotated as membrane-spanning 4-domains subfamily A member 4A. The record is from RefSeq and is a predicted model, not a curated record. Lineage: Eukaryota; Metazoa; Chordata; Actinopteri; Characiformes; Acestrorhamphidae. Gene Ontology annotation, cellular component: membrane. Bases 85 to 771 code for a protein of 228 amino acids. The transcript is spliced from 7 exons.
AAAGGUAUGUAAAGCAGUACAAGAGAAACAGACACACCACAGAACUACCAGCAAGAGCCAGCAACAUCAUUCCCUUUCAUCAGGAUGUCCACCAGCGUUAAUCCAGUUCCAGUCGUCACCCAUGUGAUCACACAACAAACUGCUCCAGCUCAGAUCAUCCAAAAUGUGCCUGCACAAGGAUUUUCUACUAUGGUAACGCUGCCGGUCAGGAGUGUUGGGAGCAGCCUUUCUUCAGGUCUACUUGGAAAGUUUUUGAAGGGACAGCCAAAAGCACUGGGGGUUGUUGAAAUAAUGAUUGGUGUCUUCACAAUUGCAUCUGGCAUUGCAGUUAGCCAAGGUGGAUCCACUUUCCUGUACAGUGGCAUUGCAUUCUGGGGAUCUUUAAUUUACAUCAGCGCUGGAUCUCUGACUGUUUUGGCAGAGAACAAGCUUCAUCCCUGUGUGGUGAAAGGCUCUCUAGGGAUGAAUGUGAUCAGCGCUGUAACUGCAGGAAUUGUCUUUAUUAUUUUGGUCGCUGAUUUGUCAUCAAUGAAUUUAUGCCAGUAUCAUUCCUAUUACUACUCCUAUUACCCUGUCUACUGCAUGAGCGUUGCGUCCUAUCUGCUUCUCCUAAUGGUGCUGAUUCUCACUCUGCUGCAGUUCUGCAUUUCCAUCUCCAUCUCAGCCUUUGGAUGCAAAGCUACCUGCUGUAUGCAACCUACGGUGAUGUUUGUGGUCAGCAACCCCAACGUGUCUAACCAAUCUGCAGUCAAUCCCCCACCAUAUGAGUAAAUGUACACCUGACUUCAUGACUUAUUUUUAUUGUUGAUAGUUGAUAGUUCAAAGAAAUGCAUAUUAAAUUGCAUAAUUAAAUUAAAUAAAUUCCAAAAUUUUUUUUUUCUAUAUCUAAGAAGAUUGAUCUUACAGAAUGUGUAAAAACAAAUUUGAACUGUAUUCUGUCUUUUCGGUCUGCUAUAGCAAGGUUGAUACGUGGCUAAAAUGUACAGAGAAAGCGGCCAGUCUUUUAGCUGAACGGACGUACACUAGCAGUCAGUUACCUCAGCCAGCUAAUGCUAAGCUAGCAUUUAGCGUAUCUCUCAGGAAAUAAUGGUUUGCGAUAAAACAAUAACGAGCAAUAAUUAUCGCGAAAUAACUAUCCCUCGAUAGAAAUGUAAGCCACAGUCGAUAAAACUUUGAUAUAACUUGUUCCGGGAAUGUUUCUGACAAACAACAGAAACAACCAAUGAGAAUAGGAAUAGCGCCACGCUGACCCAAUCAUGUGGCUGGAAUAAAGCGUAGGCGGAGCAGCUCACAAGCUAAUGUUUGUGUCAAAAGAGAGCGCAGGGUUUGUGUGUGUGUGUGUGUGUGUGUGUGUGUGAGAAUGUGAGGUAGAGAGAGCAGGGUCUGUGUGUGUGUGUGAGUGCAAGUUUUAGCCUGUUAGCUUGUUAGCUCGCUAGUCUAUUGUUAUUUUGGUGUAGUUCUUGCCGACAGCAAACAUUAGAAGUUUCAGCAAUAAAGCGACGACUGUAAAUGUGUUUCUCGUUCAACCUUUCAAUGUCUCGAGCCGGACGAUAGGAUAUGAUGCCAAUAAGCACGUUUUUAGGCAGCUAGUUGAAGUACCUACCAACUCCCUGGCCGAGAGGGUCUUUAGCACAGGUGGUAAUAUUGUGACAGGACAGCUUUUAAACCCGAGGCAGUGGACAGACUUGUCUUCCUGGCACCGGAGCCUGUAGUAGGGUACGUCCGGUGCAAAUAAUAACUUGACAGCACUAAGAGACAGGUCUGCACUAAAGGGGAUUUAUUGUGUCUUUUUCUAUUUUGCUUUGGAGCAUUAGCUGAGGAAAACUGAGUGAAUUUUAUGUUUUCUUUUUUUCACAUUGGAAAGUUGCUUAAAAUGUUUUAUUAAUUCGGAACUGACCAAAGAAUUUAGUUGUUAUACUGUGACAUUUAAUCUUUGAAUAUACAGGAUUUGAGUGUUUUAUUUUUUAUUUAUACAGUAAUAUAAUGUUCUAAUGUUCAUUUGUUAACCUCUGACUAAAUAAAAUUUGAACUAUUUACUAACUCCCUUAUUCUCUCAUUUAUGAGCAAAAAGAAACCUUUAAGUGCGACAGAAAGUGAUUUGAUUUAAAUUGGGAUACAUAUUGAUAUCGACUGAUAUGGAAAACUACAGGGGUUGGAUGAUAAAACUGAAACACCUGUCAUUUUAGUGUGGGAGGUUUCUUGGCUAAAUUGGUGCCUGGUGCAUCAGUAAGAGCAGAGUGUGAAGGUUCAAUUAGCAGAGUAAGAGCACAGUUUUGCUCAAAAUAUUGCAUUGCACACAACAUUAUGGGUGAUAUACCAGAGUUCAAAAGAGGACAAAUUGUUGGUCCACAUCUUGCUGGUGCAUCUGUGACCAAGACA